Molecule: messenger RNA, 2075 nt
Organism: Amoebophrya sp. A120
Lineage: Eukaryota; Dinophyceae; Syndiniales; Amoebophryaceae
Source: the annotation of a GenBank genome assembly
CAAGCAGGCUGCUCAGAGCGAUCGCGAUGAUAGUACAUGACUUAUACGAACAGACCCAGAGGUUUGUCUACGAACUAAUUUGUUGACACCGAGGUCGACAAAGAGAAAGAUCAAGAUGACCACCUAGCGGAUCCUGCUUUCUUGAACCUCGCGGCCGAGGACUGGGACCAUGUCGAUCGCACCAGACGACCAGGACCGGCGCCGACACGGCCGAGGGGCAACCAGCCCGCACAAGAACCUCCCUAGUACGCGCAAAACUGCUGCUCACGUAGUACUGGCACCUCGUCUACUGCUGCUCACAUUCUCGCUCGUUUGUGUUGCCACCCUGCACGUCGUGCCUCAGUUUUUCCGCUUUCGCAGCGCGCAGCGGCCGUUCCAGAAUUUGCAGCGCGCGGCGCGGCGCAUCCAGCUCGAGAUCGUGGCACUGACCACCUACGACUGCAACACGAGGCGCGACUGCCCCCCCGCAGUGCUCGCGCGCGAGGAGGAGCGAAGAAGAAGGGUGCUAGCAGCACGAGAUGCGGUGCCGAUGAUCUUUCGCUUCACGGCCCUGGACGCGCCCCAGGCGCGGCGCUGGUUUGCGCGGCAAAUGGAAGUGGAGAAGUGGGACCGGUUGCGCACGAGGCGAGAUUUGCUUACCGUAAUUGACUACGCGUUUCGGAGUCGGCUGGUGCAAGGGGGGCUGGGCGCCGCGCGCGAGGCCAAGGUCCCGCUCAUGUACCCGGAAAAGCCCGUCGGAGGGACUCUGGAGCUUGCCCUUCUGCCGCCGCCGCCCUCCCCGGAUCCGGGGCGGGAAAGGCCGUUGAAGACAGUUUCGCGGUGGACGAAGAAGAUGCCGGGCGGGGGGACCGAAGGUAGUCGGAGUUCUUGCAAUUCCGACAUCGAGGACCCCUGGGCGUGGUACGAGAACUGCCCAAAUCCGUGGCCGGGGAACAUGGUUGUGGACGCCGUCUUCGAGUCGCUCGCGCCGGCAGAUGCAAGAGUGCCGAUACCUUUAGUGCCCGCAUCAACAUCUACUCCGCCAGCAUCAACAUCUCCCGCUGCCGUUGCUACUGGUACUACCGAUAGUACUGCUAGUGCAGCGCCGUGUGCGGUUUUCAGUAUCGGCAUCGCGUACCACUUCGAGUUCGACGACCACUUUCUGCAGCGGUCCCCCUGCGCGGUGUACUCGUUCGAUCCCAGCAUGCAGCGGUACCACAACGAGCAUGAAAACCCUCCGAAGGAGAUCAACUACCAGCGCGGCCCGCGGCACGCCUUCAGCCCCACCGCGUUGGGGAAGGCGGACGGCCGGCACGACGCGAGCAAACAUUCGACAUAUCCAAGAAAAGAACUGUGUAAGUGUAACUUUUUUGCAGGAACAGCAUCACAGAUUUGUUUUGCAUGACAAAAAACCUGUCAUGCGUAGCUACUACGCGAAAACACGUAUUAAAAUAGCCUCUGAUGCAUAUCCGGCAUGACAAGUGUAACUGUAUUGCAACAUCUGCAAGACAAAGUUACACUCACACAGUUUUUUUCUUGCAUACGACACUGUAUGGGAACAUCAAAGAGUACGACGUGAAGACCCUCGCCACGUUCAUGAAGGAGCGGAAGAUCGAAACCCUGGACGUGCUUCGGAUAGACGUGGAGGGGGCAGAGUGGGAGAUGAUGGAUCAGCUACUGGACAUGCUGCCCAGGAUCCGGAGUUUCUCGGCGGAGUUCCACUUCCCGAUGGGGGUGCGCAACAUCGAGAAAAUGUUCGCGCUUCUAUGCAAGAGUAGAACGAUAAGUAGUACAUCAGCUGGUCGUGCCAGUAGCGGGGGCGGCGCGAGCGGCGGUGGCGAGGGCGGAGAAGAUGCUGGGGAUGGCAACGUACCAGGGUGCUUCAACGUCGCGACCUGGCGCUAUGCGUGGUGCCCGGUGGAACCCUGCCUCGAGAUCACAGCGGGUAGAGUGGAAGACGUGCAUUCGUCUGGGAAGGGGGCGCAUGGAUGAUAAUGGAUCGAUGGAUUGGCGUUGAUUUGUACGAGCCCGGGGAGUAAAGUGCGUCAAGAGGACGAACAGCUCGAAAGUGAUACUAGCCUCUACAUACCGAUAAC